This is a messenger RNA of Panthera uncia (snow leopard), 2644 nucleotides long. It is a transcript of the gene FNTB, whose product is annotated as farnesyltransferase, CAAX box, beta. Gene Ontology annotation, cellular component: protein farnesyltransferase complex. The coding region runs from base 1 to 1311 and encodes 436 amino acids. Lineage: Eukaryota; Metazoa; Chordata; Mammalia; Carnivora; Felidae. The record is from RefSeq and is a predicted model, not a curated record. Gene Ontology annotation, biological process: protein farnesylation. The transcript is spliced from 12 exons. Gene Ontology annotation, molecular function: protein farnesyltransferase activity.
AUGGCUUCUCCGAGUUCCUUCACCUACUAUUGCCCUCCAUCUUCCUCACCUGUGUGGUCAGAGCCGCUGUACAGUCUGAGGCCGGAGCACGCGCGGGAGCGGUUGCAGGACGACUCGGUGGAAACAGUCACGUCCAUAGAACAGGCAAAAGUAGAAGAAAAGAUCCAAGACGUCUUCAGUUCUUACAAGUUCAACCACCUUGUACCAAGGCUUAUUUUGCAGAGGGAGAAGCACUUCCAUUACCUGAAAAGAGGCCUUCGACAGCUGACCGACGCCUAUGAGUGUCUGGAUGCCAGCCGCCCAUGGCUCUGCUACUGGAUUCUGCACAGCUUGGAGCUACUGGAUGAACCCAUCCCCCAGAUGGUGGCCACAGACGUGUGUCAGUUCCUGGAGCUGUGUCAAAGUCCAGAAGGUGGCUUUGGAGGGGGCCCUGGCCAGUACCCACACCUUGCACCCACGUAUGCAGCCGUCAAUGCACUAUGCAUCAUUGGCACCGAGGAAGCCUAUGACGUCAUUAACAGAGAGAAGCUUCUUCAGUAUUUGUACUCGUUGAAGCAACCUGAUGGCUCUUUUCUCAUGCACGUUGGAGGUGAGGUGGAUGUGAGAAGUGCAUACUGUGCUGCUUCCGUGGCUUCUCUGACCAACAUCAUCACCCCAGAUCUCUUUGAGGGCACCGCCGAAUGGAUAGCGAGGUGUCAGAAUUGGGAAGGUGGAAUUGGUGGGGUUCCAGGGAUGGAAGCGCACGGCGGCUACACUUUCUGCGGCCUGGCCGCACUGGUCAUCCUCAAAAAGGAACGCUCCUUGAACUUGAAGAGCCUAUUGCAAUGGGUGACAAGCCGGCAGAUGCGGUUCGAAGGUGGAUUUCAGGGCCGCUGCAACAAGCUGGUGGACGGCUGCUACUCCUUCUGGCAGGCGGGGCUGCUGCCCCUGCUGCACCGCGCACUGCAUGCUCAAGGCGACCCUGCCCUCAGCAUGAGCCACUGGAUGUUUCAUCAGCAGGCCCUGCAGGAGUACAUUCUUAUGUGCUGCCAGUGCCCCGCCGGGGGGCUUCUGGAUAAGCCUGGCAAGUCUCGGGACUUCUACCACACCUGCUACUGCCUGAGCGGCCUGUCCAUAGCCCAGCACUUCGGCAGUGGAGCCAUGUUGCACGAUGUGGUCCUGGGUGUGCCCGAAAAUGCUCUGCAGCCCACUCACCCUGUGUACAAUAUUGGACCAGAUAAGGUGAUCCAGGCCACCAUGCACUUCCUGCAGAAGCCAGUCCCGGGCUUUGAGGAACAUGACGAGGCACCAGGAGAGACUGCCACCGACUAGAAGACCCAGGGCCCCUGGCUCUAUGUUCACCCACCUCCCCGGUCAGACCCAGGUUUAUGCAUUUCGAUACAUACUGCAUUCUGUGCUGCAGAAGCCUUGGCCACUAGGGAGCUGUGGUCCUUUGUCCUUUUCUUGUCAAACAAAACAAAACUGAUGGCCCUGGGUUUGGAGAAAAUAGUGGCGUGGUUUUUAAAAAAUUCUUUCCACUUCCGUCAAACCAAAAAUCUGUCAGCCCGUGCGGCAUCUAAACCCGGCUCUGGCCUGGCCAGGAUUGUUGGGGAAUGGUGCAUGCUGGGCAGGACCAGUCCCUCGCCGCCAGCUCUCCGGCCCGGACAGUCGUACUGAAAUGAACGGUGUCUAUGAGUCACUGCUGCGAUUCCCCUCUGCACGCCACCAUUAAGUCACCAGGAAGGUGCCCUCCCCUGAGUGGAAAUAAGUCUAUUCCGUGCCGAGGGGGAGGGGGAGCUUUGGUCCCAUCACAGUGAAUUCUCUAGAAAAAAAUCAUGGUGGGACUUCACUAGGAGGUGCCCUACCUCUCACCUUCCACCUCAGUCAUUUGCAAGGGAAAGGAGCUGGGGGUGGGGGAGAAAGAUCUCCUUGAGUUGUGAGUCCCUCCCCCUCCGCACUGGAGAACUGAGCCACACUUCUCCCCAGGGCGGGACUCGCUUCAGCCACAGGGGUGGUGACUUAGACCCAGGAAACCAAUUAUGAGUGGAAAAUGAACCUCUAGUUCAUUUCUGUGUCCGAGGAAGCAGCCCCAGUGCCCGCCCCCCGUCAUGUAUGUGAAAUACCCUUCUCGUGUCCUCAAGGCCGCACCUGCAGCCUGUGGCCAUUGUGCGUGUUUCCAUCUUUCUUCCAUCAGACUCCCAGCCCAUCACCCUCAGAGACGGUGUUGUCUUCUCUCAUCUGGAGUAUUAACACUACUAAGUCUUUCACCUUAAUUUGACUCAGGAUUUAUUCACAUCCUGCCCACUCUAGUCUCACAGAGAUAAAAUCAAGUGCUAGAUAGGCUGGCUGCUCAGCCGGCUGUGGCAGGACUGAGUGCCGCCCAGCGUGCUCAGCCUGGCAGGGCCUCUGCUGCUCCCGGGGAACCCUUUCUCGGUCAGCGGGGCGUUGAGUUGGGCCAUCUGUCCGCUGCUACAGUCACGGCACACUCCGUGCAGCUGACCUGGCCUUCAUGUACGCAGCCCCGGACUGCGAGCAGACAGGAGCCUGGAGGUGCGGCACGAGGCUCUUCUCAAAACUCUGGCCGUCUGCUGCCUCUCAUUCCCUAUUGCUUUGGCGGAUUGGGCUAUGUAUUACCUCCUUGAAAUAAUAAAAGAAUAACAUUUUC